This is a messenger RNA of Fonsecaea nubica, 780 nucleotides long. RefSeq lists its product as hypothetical. The transcript has a single exon. Lineage: Eukaryota; Fungi; Ascomycota; Eurotiomycetes; Chaetothyriales; Herpotrichiellaceae. The record is from RefSeq and is a predicted model, not a curated record. Bases 1 to 780 code for a protein of 259 amino acids.
AUGCCAGUUGCCAUUGUCACCGGCGCCGCGUCAGGCAUUGGACGAGCCAUCGCCCUUCGCCUAGCAGACGAUGGAUUCAACGUCAUGAUAGCGGACAUUCCACCGCAACAGGCCGCUUCAGAGGGAGUGGUAGAGGAGAUCACAGCCAAAGGAAGAAAAGCUCACUACGUCCCUGUCGACGUGUCCAACCAAGAGCAGGUCAAGGCCAUGGUUGCUGAGACAGUGAAGGUCUUUGGCGAGGUGAACGUGAUGGUGUCUAACGCUGGCAUCCUCGACACGAUGCCGGUACUGGAGAUCAGUCUAGAAAGAUGGGAGAGGACCAUGGCCGUCAACUUGCGUGGCGUCUUCCUCUGCCACACUACUGCGGCGAGACAGAUGGUCAAGCAAGGCAAAGGAGGGAAGCUCAUUGCAGCCUGUUCGAUAUCAGGCUUCCGUCCUAGUGGCCAGUGUCCCGCAUACUGUACCAGUAAGUGGGCUGUCCGGGGCUUCACCCAGACGUGCGCCGUGGAAUUGGGUAAGUACGGCAUCACAGCCAAUGCAUAUUGCCCGGGUUCAGUGCCCACGAAUAUGUCGAAACAGUUCUCAGAGAAGCUGGGUAAGAACGUGGGCAGUUCAGACAUAGACGAGGCGUACGAGAAGUCAGCAUACCGAGUUAGCGCUCUUCAGGUGGAUUUACAAACGGAGGAUAUUGCCGGCCUGGUCAGCUUCCUGGCUGGCAAGGAUUCAGACCGCAUUACGGGUCAGAGUAUGAUUUGCGAUGGUGGUCAGUAUACCCUCUGA